Molecule: messenger RNA, 237 nt
Organism: Cylicostephanus goldi
Lineage: Eukaryota; Metazoa; Nematoda; Chromadorea; Rhabditida; Strongylidae
Source: the annotation of a GenBank genome assembly
AUGCUUCUCAAUCAAGUCGUGGAGGAUGAAUGGAGGAAGAAGGGCGACAAAUUGAGCCGUGCUGAGGCAGAGGCCGUACUUCGUAAGACGCUUGAACUCACCAUUUAUCACGACUGUACUGCAGAUAAUGACUUCGAACUGGGUGUCGUUGAUGCUGACGACGGUGUCGUUUUGGGCAAACAGGAAACCAUCAUUGGUGACUGGAGUAUCGCAGAAACCAACUGUCAGUAUGAGUGA